CUCAGCAUUAAUCCCUCCAAUUGGGGUGAGGGUGGAGGGCGUGGCCUCAUACCUGAGCAGGCAGGUGAGCACCGGGGAGUCAAGUUCAUUCUCUGCCAGCAGCCGUGAGCCUGGACCACCAUGCUGUCCUCGUUGGGUGCCACACAGAGGUGCUUUGGGGCCAUUGUCCUCUUGGUCCUGACCCUGUUUCUGCUAGCCAGCCUCCAGCACAUGGAUGUCACCGUGUUCUUACCCCUGCUCAGGGACCAGGCUGAGGCGCCACCCAUCACCAACGUCAUGUUCCUCAAGACGCACAAGACCGCCAGCAGCACCGUGCUCAACAUUCUCUUUCGAUUUGCGGAGACGCACAACUUGUCCGUGGCGCUGCCCGCUGGCUCGCGCCUCCACCUGGGCUACCCCUGGCUCUUCCUGGCACGCUAUGUGGAGGGCGUGAAGCAGGGUGGCACCCAGCCACGUUUCAAUGUCAUGUGCAACCACCUGAGGUUUAACCUGCCUGAGGUGCAGAAAGUCAUGCCCAACGAUACUUUCUACUUUUCCAUCCUCAGAAACCCCGUCUUCCAGCUGGAAUCUUCCUUCAUCUAUUACAGAGACUACGUCCCCGCCUUCAGGGACGCCGCGAGCCUGGACACCUUCCUGGCCUCCCCGCUCACCUACUACAACCGGAGUCGGAGCCUGCGAAACGCCCACGCCAGGAACAACAUGUGGUUCGACCUGGGCUUUGACUCCGACGCGCCCGCGGAGGAGAGCUACGUGCGCGCGCGCCUGGCUGAGGUGGAGCAGCGCUUCCAGCUGGUGCUCAUCGCCGAGCACUUCGACGAGUCCAUGGUGCUGCUGCGGCGCCGGCUGCGCUGGCAACUGGACGACAUCGUGUCCUUCAGGCUCAACUCGCGCAGCCAGCGCAGCGUCACCAGGCUGACGCCCGAGGGCCAGGAGCGGGCCAAGCGCUGGUGCGCCCUGGACUGGCGCCUCUACCAGCACUUCAAUCGCAGCUUCUGGGCCCAGGUGCGCGCGGAGCUGAGUCCGAGGCGCCUGCGCUCCGAGGUGGCGCGGCUGCGGGCGCGGCGGCGCGAGCUCACGGCCCUGUGCCUGCAGGACAGCAAGCCCAAGGACAAGCAGCAGAUCACUGACCGCCGCCUGCGCCCCUACCAGUCUGGCGACGCCGACAUCCUGGGCUACAACCUCCGGCGGGGCUUGGACAACCAGACGCUGCAGGUGUGCCAGAGGAUGGUCACACCUGAGCUCCAGUACAUGGCCCACCUGUAUGCCCUGCAGUUCCCGGAGAAGCCCCCCAAGGACAUCUCCUUCCUGGAGGAGUAGCCCCGCCCGACUGUUGCCAGCCCCUCUGCUGUCACCCUGGGAGGCCUCGGGCAUGGCCUCAGGAACAGAGCAGGGCUCCUGGGGCAUCUGGAGACCCAGUCUCCCCAGACCAUGGGUCUUGUGGGUGAGGAUGUCUAUGAAAAGAACUACCCGUGACCCACCCUCUUGAUGAGGGACCCAAAUCUAAGACAGUAGGCACACAUGACGUGUGAGGAUGUGAACCUAGUCGCCAAAUAGAAAAGUCUUACAAGGUAAGAAAGUGAGAGUGAUAGUUAAUGACAUGUCAACACGCAGCCCAUCAGGGGGGCAGGAGCCCAGGCAGUG
This is a messenger RNA of Hipposideros armiger (great roundleaf bat), 1641 nucleotides long. It is a transcript of the gene GAL3ST2, whose product is annotated as galactose-3-O-sulfotransferase 2. Bases 121 to 1317 code for a protein of 398 amino acids. NCBI's taxonomy places the organism in Eukaryota, Metazoa, Chordata, Mammalia, Chiroptera, Hipposideridae. The transcript is spliced from 4 exons. Gene Ontology annotation, molecular function: galactosylceramide sulfotransferase activity. Gene Ontology annotation, biological process: glycolipid biosynthetic process; glycoprotein biosynthetic process. Gene Ontology annotation, cellular component: membrane. The record is from RefSeq and is a predicted model, not a curated record.